UCGGGCAAGGUUAUGAGUUUAAAAUACGAUUUUUGUUAGGAACUUACUUACUACUACUUAACUGCCUACUUUAUAAUUUAGUUUGCGAGUAAAGUUCUAUUCUAUUAGUGUCGGUUAGUAGACCCAGAUAAUAAUAUUGUUACGCAUUCUCACUUCUCUGUCAGUUUUCACUGUUUAGUAGAAAAAUAAAUAGUGUUUUAUUAACUAAAAUGUUAAGCUCGAUCAGGACACCUACGUUGAUUCGAGUAUUUUUUGGCGGUCAGCGUCUACAUACAUCAGUAGCACGACUAGAAGGACAGAAAAACGAAAAAACCAUCAAUCAAGUGACACUUUUGGGAAGAGUUGGUGCAGAUCCUCAAAAACGUGGUUCUGAAGAACAUCCUGUAAUAAAUUUUCCUCUUGCAACACAUUACAGCUACAAAUAUGAAUCUGGUGAUAUACUGCAAAGAACAGAUUGGCAUAGAGUGAGUAUAUUCAAACCUGGGUUACGAGACACUGUCUAUAAAUAUUUAAAGAAAGGUCAAAGAAUUUAUGUAACUGGAAAAUUAUCUUAUGGAGAAGUAAAAUUGGAUGACGGGCAAGUGAGAACAGCCUCAACUGUUAUUGCUGAUGAUGUUAUAUUUUUUCAAAGCAUACCUUAUGAAUCUGAAUAAUAAAGGCCAUAAUAUCAUUUGCAAUGAAAUGUCAUUGCAAGAGAUUUGCAAAACAAGCAUUUAGUGAUUAAUAAGUGUUGAAGUUAUAUUUUGUACAAACCAAAAACCCAUCAGUAACCAUUCAAUUAAAUUGAAUUUAGUCUUA
Messenger RNA from Bombyx mandarina (wild silkworm), 798 nucleotides. RefSeq names its product mitochondrial single stranded DNA-binding protein (gene mtSSB). Gene Ontology annotation, cellular component: mitochondrial nucleoid. The record is from RefSeq and is a predicted model, not a curated record. Lineage: Eukaryota; Metazoa; Arthropoda; Insecta; Lepidoptera; Bombycidae. Gene Ontology annotation, molecular function: single-stranded DNA binding. Gene Ontology annotation, biological process: positive regulation of helicase activity; mitochondrial DNA replication.